AUGUUAGGCUGUAGCACGGUAUGCCCCAACUGCACGCACGAGUUCCAGUGCUGCCCUCAGCCGCCGGCAUGCUGCCCCGCGCGACGGACGCAGCUGUCGCUCGGCAGCGGGGGCGGUCUAGUGGCCGCCCCCAGUCCGCAGGUGUCGCCCAGCAUGCCGCUCGCCUUCAUCCUGCCGCCGUUCGCGCCGCCGCUGCACGCGUUGCCGUCGCCCGGCGAGGCGCGGCCCGACACCGAGCUGGAAAGGCUGUCGGACACCGUUCGGGCUCUGCGCCAAUCAGGCUGGUACUAUGAGGGUAUCAGCUACCAGCAGAGCGACGAUCUGCUCAAAGGCACCACCGUGGGCACGUUCCUGGUGCGCAACUCCUCCGAUCCGAAGUUCCUGUUCUCGUUGAGCGUGCAAACGGAAAGAGGCCCCACCUCCGUGCGCCUCUUCUACUUCAACGGCUACUUCCGGUUGGACGCGCAGCCGCACCUGCAAACAGCGAUGCCGAUGUUCCCGAGCGUGGUGAGCCUCGUCGAGCACUACAUCGAACAGAGCAGGCUGUGCAAGAGCAACGCGCAGGUGUGGGUGGACCAGCAGGGCAAGUGGUACUCCUCCAUUUUGCUGGACAAACCGUUGAGGAGGAAGUCGGAGCCGGCCGGCCUGAAGCACCUGGCCAGGCUGGCCGUGCACAGGGGUUUGAAGCGGUCCGGCCAGCCGAGGCUGGCGAUGUUGCCGCCUCCGCACACCCAACUGGAUCUGCCCAAAUCGCUCGCCGCCUAUCUGUCGGAGUAUCCCUUUUCCCUUUGA
This is a messenger RNA of Phaedon cochleariae (mustard beetle), 792 nucleotides long. Lineage: Eukaryota; Metazoa; Arthropoda; Insecta; Coleoptera; Chrysomelidae. The record is from the annotation of a GenBank genome assembly.